Molecule: messenger RNA, 2189 nt
Organism: Exaiptasia diaphana
Lineage: Eukaryota; Metazoa; Cnidaria; Anthozoa; Actiniaria; Aiptasiidae
Product: ATP-dependent RNA helicase DDX51
Exons: 6
Coding region: 148-2100 (650 amino acids)
Cellular component (GO): nucleus
Molecular function (GO): ATP binding; nucleic acid binding
Source: RefSeq, a predicted model, not a curated record
AUCUUCGCCGCUUAAUUUUCAACCAAUCAGACCUUUAGAACCUAGUCUCCUAACAUUUUCCAGAUAUCAGCGGUUUCCAAGAUGGCGGACAACGUGCUCUGAAAAAGUUACAAGUUUGAAAGUGAAUCUUUCUUUGUGAAGUUUUAUAUGGAUCUUUUUGUGGUAAAUCGGUAUAUGGGAGAUGAUGAAGRUGAAGAUAAGGUGUCAAAAGAAGAGAAGGAAUUGAAAAAAUUAUCUUUGUUGAAGGAACAUAUUGAGAAAAGAAARCGAACAGCAGUCACAUUGGAUGUCAAAGAUCAAGAAGAAACUCCAACUAGCAAGAAAACUAAAAAAGUAAAGCUUAAAGACAAAAAGAGAAAAUCCUCGGUYUCGCACACAGAUGAUACUCAAGAAGAACAGAUUUUGGAAGAACAGAACAGACAAGGAAACACAGAAAUUACUAGCCAAAGUACAAUAACUCAACGAUUAAAAGAUGAAUCUUCACUUGAAGAAAGCAGUUUCACUGUUAUUGGAGGGAAAAAUAAAAAGGAGGAGGCUAAUAAAGUGCUCAAAACCCUUCCAGAGUGGCUUUCAAAGCCAAUGAUCAUUGAAACAGAUUUAAGUGCAAAUCUUUUAUCAGUUGAGAAUCUGAAWUGUCUCACUCCACACACAGUAAAACAGCUCAGGUUUCUUGGAAUUAAGUCAUUGUUUCCUGUGCAGAAAGCUGUAAUACCUGCUGUAUUGGACACUGUACAUCAAGGGUCAUUGYUUUGUCUUGGGGGUGAUAAACCAAGUGAUAUAUGUGUUUCAGCUCCAACAGGAAGUGGCAAAACUCUCUCAUAUGUUGUACCUAUUGUGCAAAUGUUGGCCAGUUACAAAGUUUGUCUCUUACAGGCCUUAAUUUUGUUACCCACCAAAGACCUUGCAUGUCAGGUUAAAGAGGUCUUUGAUGCUUUCAUUGAAGGAACAAGUUUAAAGGUUGGACUUGCAUGUGGGAAUAAAGCUUUUGCAAAGGAACAAGAAAGUUUGAUUGGACAAAGGUUUGGCAGUUCCAGUCGUGUAAAUAUACUUGUUGCAACRCCWGGACGUCUAGUGGAACAUYUGUCAUCUACUCCACACUUCACCCUUCAACACCUAAGAUUUCUUGUCAUUGAUGAGGCAGAUCGCUUGCUCGAUCAAUCUUAUCAUGACUGGCUGAAUAGAGUGCUAAAAGUGACCUAUGAGUUUCAACAGGAAAUUAAAGAUCCAAGGACAAGUCUAAUGAGUAAUGAGAGUAUCAUGAUGAAUCUACAUACAAGAAGAGAGCCACCAAGUGCAUCAACUCCAGCAGAAUUUUCAAAGCUUCACUUUCCCCUCCAAAAACUUUUGUUCUCAGCAACCAUGACUAACAGUCCAGAAAAACUYGCUUUGCUGAACUUGUACAACCCUAAGUUAUUUAUUGCAUCUCAGUCAUCAGUAGAGCAGUCUGAAUCUGGUACUAUCACAGGUAGGAAAAUGAUCAGUCGCUACACUGUCCCUCAUGGUCUGCUGGAGUACAUGGUUAUCUGUAACAGUGGUGAAAAGCCACUAAURCUUCUCUAUCUUAUGACACAAAUGAGUCUCUCUGGUGUUCUUUGCUUUACAUCAUCACUUGAAGCAACCCACAGGCUGUUUCUUCUUGUCAGUCAUUUUGGUAGCAUCACUGUUGCUGAAUACUCGUCCAGUUUGAAUGCUCAGCAGCGUCAUGGAGUGCUGCGAGACUUUAGGCAGGGUCAGAUACAACUGUUGAUUUGUUCUGAUGCGAUGGCUAGAGGAAUGGAUAUCGAUAACGUAUCAUAUGUAAUUAGUUACGACACUCCCAAGCAUGUCAAGUCAUAUAUCCACAGGGUCGGAAGAACUGCUAGAGCAGGAAACGAAGGAACUGCCUACACUUUGCUAUACUCUGAACAAGUACACCACUUCAAGGAACUUAUUAGAAAGACUGGCCGUGAUAAGAUACCAAAGCAUACAGUUAAAGAUACUGAGCUACAGCCAUUGGUAGAUAGAUAUCAAACUGCAUUGCAGUUGCUUGAACAAACAGUGGUGAACGAGAAGGGCUCAGUUGAACAAGGAAUGAGACGAAAGGGUCAGGAAGUUGUAUAACAAUUGUUUAAAUUUGUAUCAAGAAAAUUAUAUUCUUUAAUGGAAUUGUAUUUUACAAAAAGAAAUUAAAAUAUUAUGUUUUCAGCAUU